AUGCAGACUCUACCGCCUUCUCUCUCAUUACUGGUCUGUUCCCUCCUUGCGACAACUUCUUCCGCUCUGCAUGUCAGGCCCCGUCUCGAUGUCUAUCCCACGCCAGUCGCGAAUCUUCCAAACGCAGCAGCACCAGCCACCAUCACCGCUGCGCCGCCUCUCGAUAUUCUAGGCGACUUGAAGUUUGCGCGGGCUCUACCUACCAUCCCCUCAUGUGCCACAUCGUGUGUUGCCUCGGCGGUCACAAAGUCGACAGAUUGCAAACUGGGAGACUACCAAUGCGAGUGUAAUUUUGCGACUGUCAUUAAUCAAGGGGCGGCUUCCUGCGUUCAAACCGCUUGUGGAUUUGAGGGCGCUCUUCAGGCGCAGGUAGCGGGCGAGCAACUGUGUCUCAGUGUGCUCGGGGGACUUGUUCCUUCUUCUACGCCGACCAACAAUAACAAUAACAAUCCUAGUCCCUCACCCGGCUCUGGCUCUUCGUCUUCGAACGGAUCUUCGCCAAAACCAAGCAGUUCAUCAGGAGGAUCAUCUGGUUCUGGUUCUGGAUCCAACUCCGGCUCAGGCUCUGGGUCCAACUCUGGAUCCGGCUCCAGCUCCGGCUCGCAUAAACCCAGCAAAAAGACCAAGCUCUCCGGUGGUGCCAUUGCCGGCAUUGUCGUCGGCGUUGUAGCGGGCAUAUUCGCCGCAGCCGGAGCCAUCUGGAGGUUCUGCCUGACCAAGAUGAAAGGAGGAAGCACUGCUGAAGGCACAGCCGCAGCUGGAGUAAAUGGAACAAACGGAGCACCGCCCUCUGGCGCUGCUCUCGAAACCGCCCAAGUACAUCCCGAUCCCGCCAAGCCUACCGGACUUACUUCGACGACGCCGCUGUCGACGACGCCGAGCGAGUUGUCCAAUAACCACCCUCACACCGUUUCGAGCGUAUCACCACCGUAUCAAAGCCCUGUUACACCAACUCCUCCAGUGUACCCCAACGCGGCGGAGCUGCCCAACGGAUCAUGGCCGCAACAGCAGCAGCCUCCAGCUGGAUAUGUAUAUCCGCCUCCUCAACCAACCGGGCAGCCAAUGCAUGGCUAUCAAGUGCCUGGACAGCAGCAACAAUACGCGCCAGUUCAGUCCUAUCCGCAAAUGCACCAGGGUUAUCAUGAAGCUCCGGGAGCACCACCGCCCGAAAUGGCUGGUGAUACGCAUAUUGUGCAGGAGUUACACGGACAAACUACUUCAGGGGGGGUUUAUGAGAUGGGGCACUGAGACGAGAGUGAAAAUUGUAUAAGUAUAUAACGGAGCUAAAUAAUGUAUGUAAUUCAGAAUGAUAUCCACGUCUAUUUA
This is a messenger RNA of Trichoderma atroviride IMI 206040, 1326 nucleotides long. RefSeq lists its product as uncharacterized. The record is from RefSeq and is a predicted model, not a curated record. NCBI's taxonomy places the organism in Eukaryota, Fungi, Ascomycota, Sordariomycetes, Hypocreales, Hypocreaceae.